This is a messenger RNA of Choloepus didactylus (southern two-toed sloth), 5061 nucleotides long. Its product is annotated as alpha-catulin-like. The record is from RefSeq and is a predicted model, not a curated record. NCBI's taxonomy places the organism in Eukaryota, Metazoa, Chordata, Mammalia, Pilosa, Megalonychidae. Gene Ontology annotation, molecular function: actin filament binding. The transcript has a single exon. Gene Ontology annotation, biological process: cell adhesion; Rho protein signal transduction.
GUGAAGAUGCUGGGCAUAUUUUGAAAUGGCAACAAAGGAUUUAGAAUGUAACAUCAACUUAGUUGAUAAAGCAGCAGCAGGGUUUGAGAGGAUGACUCCAAUUUUGAAAGAAGUUCUCCAUUUUGUGUAUAAUGCUGUCAAAUAGUAUCACAUAUACAGAGAAAUAUUUUAUAAGUCAAUUGAUAUGGCAGACUUCAUUGUUGUCUUAUUUUAAGAAAUUGCCAUAGCUGCCCCACCUUUCAGCACCCCACCCUGAUCAGUCAGCAGGCAUCAACAUCGAGGCAAGACCCUCCACAGCAAAAAGAUGAUGACUCGCUGACAUCUCAGAUGAUGGUUAUCAUUUUUUAACAAUAAAGUAUUUUAAAGAUAUGUGCAUUGUCUUUUAGACGUAAUGCUAUUGCACACUUAAUAUACUCCAGUAUAGUAUAAACAUAACUUUUAUAUGCACUGGGAAACCAAAAAAAUCAUGACUUGCAUUAUUGCAAUAUUCUCUUUAUUGUUGUUUGGAACUGAACCCACAGUAUCUCCAAGGUAUGCCUGUAUGUGAUUUUGGGUAUAAUAAAUGAUUAAAUUGUGUAGAUCAUGAAGUCCAGGCACUCUUGGGGGACUAUAUGUGGUUCUGGAGUUUUAUGGAUAGAGGUAAAACUCAAAUUUAAAGCUGUUUGUGUGUUUUCUAUUUAGAAAUGUACUAAACAAUUUUUGACUUUGAAAUUUAAGAAUUAGUGCAUGUUCUUAGGAAAUAUGGGGAAAAAAUGGUGUUUUUUGGGGGGCGUGUGGGUGCCACAAAGGUCAUCUGAUAGAGUCAGGCUUGAAUAUUUUGCUAAUAAAAUUUUAUAACCCUAGUAAAACUAUUACAGUUGUCUUAAAAAUGCCUUUUAUGGCCUGCGCAGGUGUCCCGCCGCCGCUGCAGGCAGGUUGGCGGGCGGCCGGCUGCAGGCUCGCAGUGGCUCAGAGUCCGGGCUGUGCAGCCCACAGAGGGCCAUGGCCGCCUCUCCCGUUCCCGCCGGUGUCGGCCGAGUCGGAGCAUUCCCCAGCUCCGGCCCGUUGGGCUUCGCCUUCGACUCGGGACUCGAGAUCAAAACUCGCUCGGUGGAGCAGACGCUGCUUCCGCUGGUUUCCCAGGGUCUGUCGGGUGAGGGAAGGAGAGGACGACGCUAAGAGGAUUCAUGUUUGCUUGCCUGAGCCCUGCGGCCUGAUCCAGUCACCCUCCAAAUUUAACCCUAGUGUCUUCUUUGACCUGAUUUUUUAAGGGGCUUUUAGAGAUAAUUUCAUGAUGACAGUUGUCGAUAACCAAUUACAGUACCAGGUGAUUCAAAGAACAAAAUUUUGCAGAGUCCUUGUUUUUGCACUUAAUUCUAAAAAGUAUACUAUUCCAUUUUCACAAACAAAGGUCAAUCAAUGUUGAAAAAGAAGAUAAGAAGGCCAAAAGAAGUAGCAGGACACAGAAAACGCCACAUGGAUUCAAGAGUUGAGAUCACCACACUUAUUAAUCAUAAAGAUAAUACCAAAAAGUUGGAUAAAACUCUGCAAGCGAUUCAGCGUGUAGGAUAAGCUGUCAACUUGGCAGUUGGAAGAUUUGUUAAAGUAGGGGAAGCUAUAGCCAAUGAAAACUGGGACUUGAAAGAAGAAAUAAAUAUUGCCUGCAUUGAAGCAAAGCAAGCAGGAGAAACCAUUGCAGCACUUACAGAUAUGACCAACUUGAAUCAUCCAGAAUCUGAUGUCCGGAUCACAAUUUUUACAGACAAAACAGGAGUUGUAAAGGCUGCAAGGUUACUUCUUUCUUCGGUGACGAAGGUGCUCUUGCUGGCAGACCAAGUGGUCAUUAAGCAGAUAACAACAUCGAGAAAUAAGGUUCUUGCAACUAUGGAAAGACUAGAGAAAGUGAAUAGCUUUCAAGAGUUUGUCCAAAUAUUCAGUCAAUUCGGAAAUGAAAUGGUGGAGUUUGCACACCUAACUGGAGAUAGACAAAAUGAUUUGUGAGAUGAAAAGAAAAAGGCAAAAAUGGCAGCAGCCAGGGCAGUUCUCGAAAAGUAUACAAUGAUGCUUCUCACAGCUUCAAAGACCUGUCUCGGGCAUCCCAACUGUGAAUCGGCCCAUGAAAACAAAGAAGGAGUAUUCGACCGAAUGAAGGUGGCAUUGGAUAAGGUAAUUGAAAUAGUGACUGACUGUAAACCAAAUGGAGAGACUGACAUUUCAUCUAUCAGUAUUUUCAGUGGAAUUAAAGAAUUCAAGAUGAAUAUUGACGCUCUUCGGGAGAAUCUUUAUUUUCAGUCCAAAGAGAAUCUUUCCAUCAUGUUGGAAGUCAUCUUGGAGCGUACGGAAGACUUUACUGAUUCUGCCUACACCAGCCACGAGCACAGAGAACGCAUCUUGGCACUGUCAGCGCAGGCGAGAAGGGAACUGCAGCAGUUGGUUUCUGUGUGGAUUCAAGCUCUUCAUAGUACAGCAGCACAGCGGGCAGCAGAUCUAUUAAAAUACCAUGCUGAUCAUGUGGCUUUAAAAGCAUUAAAACUUACUGGAGUAGAAGGAAAUUUAGACGCUUUGGCUGAAUAUGCGUGUAAACUCUCUGAACAGAAAGAGCAGCUUGUCGAGACCUGUCGAUUGUUGCGACAUGUAUCUGGGACAGAACCUCUUGAAAUAACCUGUGUACAUGCAGAGGAGACAUUUCAGGUGACUGGCCAGCAGAUAAUUUCUGCUGCUGAAACAUUGACAUUGCACCCAUCUAGUAAAAUUGCUAAAGAAAACCUAGAUGUAUUUUGUGAAGCUUGGGAAUCCCAAAUUAAUGACAUGUCAACACUGCUAAGAGAAAUCAGUGAUGUAUUUGAAGGAGGACGAGGAGAGAAGUAUGGCUACCUUUUACUUCCAAAGCCAGUGAAGAAUAAUGCAAACCUGAAAUCAUUAAAGCCAGACAAGCUUGACUCUGAGGAGCAAGCCAGGAUAGCCAAACUUGGCCUUAAGCUGGGUUUGCUCACAUCCGAUGCAGACUGCAAAAUUGAGAAAUGGGAGGAUCAGGAGAAUGAGAUUGUUUAAUAUGGAAGGAACAUGUCCAGUGUGGCCUAUUCUCUGUAUUUAUUUACCAGAGGAGAGGAGCCACGGAAAACUUCCCAAGAUUUAGUUCAUCAACUAGAAGUUUUUGCUGCAGAGGGUUUAAAGCUUGCUUCAAGUGUACAAGCUUUUUCAAAACAGCUAAAAGAUGAUGACAAGCUUACGCUUCUCCUGGAAAUAAACAAGCUAAUUCCUCUGUGCCAGCAGCUCCAGACAAUAAUUAAGACUCCCUUGCAGAGUAAAGUGUCUCUAAAGAUUGACAAGUGCAUUGCAAAGGCAAGAUCCGUGAUGGCUAUCUUGGUCCAGGUUCUCUCACUUUGCUAUAAACUACUGAAGAUGGAAAACAACAGAUGGGUUUUAGUUACAAAUAAAGACACUGUGGAUGGUAAAGCUUGAGAAGAUUUUGGGGUCAGAUCUCUGGAACAUCAUGUGGCAAACCUGGCAUUUUUAGAAAACAAAUUCUUUGUAUUUCAGAGAUUCAAUAAUUUUAUAGAGAAAACAACACUGAAAUCUUGCUUUAUUUCCUGAUCAUGAAACUGAUGGUGACACUUCUUGACAACAAAUAAAUGCCAUGAAAGUCGAUAGAUUUCAAUUGCAGUGUGAUUUAAAAAAGGGAUGUUGUCAUUAAUAAUGUUCUUUAAAAGUCAAACCAAAUAUCAUGUCUCAGUGACAGUAUAAUCCAAAGAAAUUAUUUUGAAUAUAUGCUCACCUUUGGCAUAUUUGUUCUUCAUUGUUUUCUAUCUUUAUUUAAACUUAUCAUCUAAACCUUAAUUUUUAGAGGGAGAUGUGCAAUAGUCUGAGGGAAUGCUGAGUUUUCGUUAAACCUUUAGACUCUUCCUCAAUCCGUUAGCUCACUGCAACUUGGGCUCCCGUGCUAUCCUUGUCACAGAUCACAGAUGCAUGGCAGUAUUUCACCGUGUGCUCUAGCAGCUAUUUCACAUACGAGUUACGUUUUGUGCUGCUCAUGUUCCUCUCCCAUUCCCAAAAGCAGGGUCUUGGGGCUCACUCCGUACAAUCCUGGAAGAACUAGCUAGGAGAUGGCUUUUAGUUCUAGUUCUAGAAUAGGUGGUCUUUCUGUCCUGAAUAUUAGUUGGAAUCUGAAACUAUCUCACUAGCUUAAAAAUUAUUUUUGAGCCUUUCCUCAGAGUUCCCUCAAUGCUGACUGACAGAAUGAAAGAUCUAAAAGAUUGAAAACUAUGGAAAUAAGUUGUUUAGAAUAAAUCCUGAGUAACCAUGCUUUUCUUUACAUUGUUUUGGAAUGUUCAUUAUGAAACCAAUAAACAUCUUUAUUUUGUCUUUGUAAUGUAAGGGUUUAAAGGUUUUCUUAUUAAUUGUGGGAUGGAGGUUUGACUGAUAUAUGAUAUUAUAGGGUUAACUUUGUUUGGGUCUCCAGUUUGAUAGUGCUUGUAUCCCAGGGCUCUAAAAUUCUUUUUGAAACCUAGUGGCACAUUAUCAGUUGCCAAAUGCUAGAAAUUAUGUUAACUUCUCUGAUGAUCUGUAUCUGGGUCAGCCAUCACAAUCAAUGUUCACAAAAGAUCCUCAAGAACCACUGUACUACCAAUUAGCUAGCCAGUAUUUAUUGAAAACUUGAAAACAUACUUUUAUUAGUAUAUUUCUUUUCAAUCUGAACCCUGUGAAAAAGUGCCUCCAGCUGCUGCUUCUAGCUAGUGAAUGUGCCUUAGGCAUGGUGGGAAGCUGUUUAAACCCUUAGUUCAGUCCCAGGGUUCAGAGAUAUUGCAACUGCAAGCAUAAAACUUGAAACUGAUAGGAGUUUGACCUACUGUAGGCCUCUGGGAGAAAAUGGGGAUGUACUCAAGCUUGGUUAAUGAUCUUUAGAGCAUACCUCUUUAAACAGUCAAAAUCAUCAAGAUUGAUUUUAUUUCCUGAAAUCAAAAUAUUAUUUUAAAUUAUAAUAGAAACAAUGGAAGAAUGAUGUGAGGUAAUGUUGUAUGUAAAAUAAAAUAGAAAUAUACUUCUUUUAAAAAAAAAUGCCUUUUAUUAGAUUAUUAUCUUUCU